AAAUCGGUCGUGUUUGACGUCUUCUAACCUCCAAACCUAUUUCUGUUUGAAUUUCCUACCCGCGCAGACAUGUAUUUUGCGUCGAAUGCACGUAAAUAACUCGUCAAACCUCACAAUCGUGAAUAAAACAUCGAUUUAACACGUGUACUGUGGACAUUUCAGUGAUAAUUCAGUGGUUUCGAACCGCCCGUUCCAGUGCGAAAGUUUCUUUUUUAAUUUAUUGAGCACAAUGUCGCGUGACCGUACCUCCAGGCGGUUCUACCGCUCAGAUUCAACUCAUGAUCUGCUCUCCUUCAUGGACCGAGGGCAGGCGGCCAGCGAUGAGAACAGAUGGACCUUCGAGACGGCUUGGGAGGCUGCUAACAAAGUUGGGGGUAUCUACACGGUGAUCAGAUCGAAGGCCUAUGUGUCCACUGAAGAGAUGGGGGACAAUUAUUGCCUCCUUGGUCCAUACAAGGAGCAACACGCCCGUACAGAGGUUGAGGAGGCAGAUUUCCCUCCGAACUCGCCGCUGACUACCGCUGUGAAUGCCAUGAGAAGCAAGGGGUACAAGCUCCACACCGGAACUUGGCUUGUAGAUGGCAACCCUCAAAUCAUUCUCUUCGACAUCGGCUCAGGCGCGUGGCAACUGGACGGGUUCAAGCAGGAACUAUGGGAUACAACCUCUGUUGGGAUCCCACACCUGGACAUUGAAGCGAACGACGCGGUCAUACUAGGGUUCAUGGUCGCGCAGUUUAUUACCGAGUUCCGCAAAGCAGCGGAGGACUACAGCGACACGCCUCCAAGGGUGGUCGCCCAUUUCCACGAGUGGCAGGCUGGCAUCGGACUUAUUAUGCUCAGAGUCCGCCAUGUAGAUGUCGCUACGGUCUUCACGACUCACGCCACUCUAUUGGGAAGAUAUCUGUGUGCUGGCAACACAGACUUUUACAAUAAUUUGGAUAAGUUCUCAGUGGACGAAGAAGCGGGAAAGAGACAGAUAUAUCACCGCUACUGUAUGGAGCGAGCGGCUGCUCAUAUGACGCACAUAUUUACCACCGUUUCUGAUAUUACUGGUUACGAAGCAGAGCAUCUUCUAAAACGCAAACCUGAUAUAAUCACACCAAACGGACUGAACGUUAAGAAGUUCUCGGCGCUACACGAGUUCCAGAAUUUGCACGCUUUGGCCAAAGAAAAGAUCAACGAGUUCACUAGAGGACACUUUUAUGGCCAUUUCAACUUCGACCUAGACAAGACGCUAUACUUCUUUAUUGCUGGCCGCUACGAAUACGGGAACAAGGGCGCGGACAUAUUCAUUGAAGCUUUGGCGCGACUCAACCAUUAUCUGAAGUCAUCCGGCUCGGAGAUGACAGUGGUAGCGUUCCUGAUCUUCCCCGCCAAGACGAACAACUUCAACGUAGAGAGUCUGAGAGGCCACGCGGUCACCAAGUCGCUUAGGGACACCAUACACGACAUACAGCAGAAGGUCGGCGCGAGGAUGUAUGACAUCUGCCUGAGAGGCCACUUGCCGGAGGCUUCAGACUUACUCCACAAGGACGAUACAGUCCGUCUCAAGCGUUGUAUCUACGCAUUACAAAGAGAUGGGUUACCGCCAGUCACCACGCACAAUAUCGUGGACGAUUGGAGCGACCCAGUAUUGAACGGCGUUAGAAGAUGCCAACUGUUCAACACAGUAAACGAUAAUGUGAAGGUAAUCUUCCACCCUGAGUUCCUAACCUCCACCAACCCGCUCUUCGGGCUGGACUACGAAGAGUUCGUCCGCGGCUGCCAUCUUGGAGUCUUCCCUUCGUACUACGAGCCAUGGGGCUACACGCCCGCAGAAUGCACGGUCAUGGGAAUACCUAGCGUCACCACCAACCUGUCUGGUUUCGGCUGCUUCAUGCAAGAACACAUAGCGGAUCCCAUGUCCUACGGUAUAUACGUGGUGGACCGCCGUUACAUAUCGCUAGAGGGCUCUGUUCAACAACUGGCCCAGUAUAUGUUCGAUUUUACCAAGUUAACGAGAAGGCAGCGUAUUAUUCAAAGAAACAGAACUGAAAGAUUGUCAGACCUCAUGGACUGGAGGAAUCUUGGGAUUUACUACAGGCAAGCCAGAGCGCAAGCGUUGAAGAUAGUCUACCCAGACUACGUAGACCAUAUGGACAUACAGCUGGGCAAGAGAUUCAACUACCCCCGGCCCAUAUCUGAGCCGCCAAGCCCUACGCACUCUAGAGCGACAACACCGGCAGCGUCAGUCCACGGCUCGGAUGACGAAGACGAGGUCGAUGAGGAGAAGGAACUCGCUGAAUUGAGGAUUGCUGACUAAAACCAUAGACUAUACCGGUACGUUGUCUUUAUCUAUGAACAUCCUUUAUAGGUUUGUUUGGAGAAAGCUGGCACGAUUUACUAUAUGAGGUGUUAUUUUAGAUUAAUAAAACCUAGAUGGAUAGUCUUCAUACAAACGCUUCGACAAAGGACGCAGUUUAGCAAUAAGGAUCCAAACCACACCAUGUUACAUUUGACACUUUUUGCUACAUGGUAAUUUAUAUCGAAAUAAUUACCACUUUGGUAUACUUCACUCAUUUUCUACGACUUUGUGGGUUGGAUCCUUUUUGCUAAAGUAAGGCAAAAAUUUUAUGUCAUUACUGUCAAAACGUUGUUAAAAAUGUUUAAAAUAAGGCGAUUUUUUCGACAAUCAGAGAUUUUUAUCCACAUUUAUCGUAAUAAAAUGUUAUUAUUUGUUAUUUAAUAAGUCAUUUAAUUAAAACAAAAAAGUUUUAAGUUUUAAGUGGAUCAGAAUGGCGCACUAAACGUUGCCUCACUGUUUGUGCGCGUACUAUCUAUCUAGGUUUUAUUAAAUCUAUGGGUGUGAUUGAGAAGCGUAAACCUGGGGAGACACCCCCUGGAAACUAUAAACCUGUAAGUUGUCUAUGAUUAUUCCUUAUAGAAUGUUUUGUUAGAAAUCAUUGAGGAGUUGUUAUAAAAACUUUAAAAACCAUAACAUUUAAAUGUUCUCUUUGAACAUACCUUGUAUUUUGUCCCAAACGAUUUGGCACGAGUAUCACAAAUAAUAGAAUAGCAGCUGUCAUUGUGCCAGAUCUGUCUAAUUAAAUACUCAAGACAUUUUUGAAGCUAAGAAAUAAUUGUUAUUGGCAAACGUGGAAACACUAUAGCCAUAAAGAAGAAGAAGAAGAAAUAAUUUUAUUUCUUUCGUUUUGUUAAAAUUAUGCUGAAGUUUAUUAUUACAUCACAUUACAGACUACAUUUGAGAUUAAAUGUGUUUUGAUUAUACAAAAUUUUUAUUAUACUUAUACAUAUUUUUAUAUUCAGAAUCUUUAUAAAACCAUCUUGCUUCAGAGGAUUUCUAUUUUUAUAUAAUUUUAUUUACUCUGUUCUUAGUUUAUCAAAACAGUGUUGAUUCAUAAUGUAUUUCGUGUGUCACUUCAUUGUUUGGUUUUUAUUCCUAUUAUAUUUAUGAAAUAUAUAAGUCAAAGUGAAUUUAUAUAUUAUUUACACUCUAUAUAAUAUAAGUUAAGUUAAAAAAAACUAUAAAAUAGAGGGUUAUUCUCGAAAAAUCUUCAUUUUAUUAUUUUGUUAAUUAAAUACAACUACUCGAUAAUUUUGAAGAUUUUUAGAAUAACCUUGUAUUUUUACCCGUCUACGGAAAGAAGGGUUCUAAAUAUAAGAUAAUUUCCUUAAAGUAAAUAAUUUUAGAGAUAGUCAGGGUUUGGUUAAAGUAAAAUAUUAUAGUCUUUGCGCAUUUUAAGCUAGGAAUUUACUAUUAGUAUGUUUUUAUUUUAUGUUUUUUAGUGUUUUCAUGUUAACUAAUUGGAAAUAAUUUAAAUUUAGUUAUUUAUAAAAUAUAUUUUUAAAGUAAAACAGGUAAAACAUAAUGGAUUUUAUUUUAUUGUUAUGACCAUAAAAUUAUUUAAAAAAAUAUUUACCUGUGAAAGUCACUCUUAAACAUUUUAUAUACAAUUUAGCGCAUAGAAUACACAGUAUAUUUAUACAUAUAAAUAAGUUUAAGUAUGCAGUAUAAUAGUUCAACACGCUUAAUAGAAUCACACUUAUAGAGAUCAAAAUAGAGGCAUAAUUUAGUUUAAUAAAUGGCUGAAAAAUAAAAAAAUAUACAAAAAAAUGUGUCAAAAAUGUUCAAGUUACAGUAUAAAUUAUUACAUAAGUAUAAUAAUUUGUCUGUGCGAGUGUUAGCUGUUUUAUAUAAAUUUAUAGAUCAUAACAAUCGAAAUGAGACGGUAACAAUAUUAAUUUUAAUUGUUUUGGUCAUUAUUAUAAGUCGGUGUAGAUGUAAUAUAGUGUAAUUAAAGAUAAUAUACAUAGUUAUAACUUAAGAGCCUGUCAAAUUUUAUAUCUUGACCUGGACAGAAAUGUGUAAUUUCAAUAAUAUUUACAUAUUGUAUGUAUAAUUUAUAUAUUAUAACAAAAUAUAAAUUUAAAAUGAAUUGUAAGUUGUUAUAAUUGAAAAAAUUACAUGUAUUAUGUAUUUUGCAUGAAUUAUAUUUCUGUAUAGGUUAUACUUAUAUUAUUGAAGCUUCAUUACUGCCAUUUUAUCGAGCGUUGGUGUAGUAUCAGAUUUUUUCGUAAUAAUAAUAUUAUUAUCUUGACGUGAUGUACUUUCCUAAAUGCCACUGACACUAUACCAACGCGGUUUUCCAGUCAAUAUUAACUGUAGUUUAGUUUUAAAUCUGUUGAAUUCGUCGUCUUUCUGACUAUGUCUCGAAAAAGGAAAAUAUGGACAUUUUUAAAAGGCAUGACGUUCGGUUAAUUGUUAAGCCCUCCGCUGCGUUGAGCCAUAAAAAAUAUAGUCAAUUUUUUGAGAAAAAAAUACUAUGUAUAAACAACUUUGUCAAUCCCUAUUACAUUUUGUAUUGAUGCGAUCUGACCGUGUGGGCACGAGCAAAGAACGGAAACUGACAAGUGCGGGUGGUGCGUUCAUUUGAACUGACCGCAGAUCGCAGAACGCAUCGACAUCGUGUGACAAAUGCUUGAACGCUAAUAUGCUUGUGUUAGGACCGGGUUCCCCACAAAAGUUGUAUUUACCAGUAUUUAUAUCUACAGGGUGUUAGGUAAAUGGGUAUAUGAGCCGACACUAGCCCAUGUUAACAUAUGCAUAUAAAUGGUAUGGUGAAGUCAGAAAAUUUAAUUUUCAUACAAAUCUGAUUUAAUAAAUUUUAUUUUGUAUGAACAUUAAAAAAAUUAAAAUGAUGAUAUCAAAUUUCUGACUUCACCAUACCAUUUAUAUGCAUAUGUUAACAUGGGCUAGUGUCGGCUCAUAUACCCACUUACCUAACACUCUGUAUACUAAUAUUAUAAAGCUGAAGAGUUUGUUUGUUUACUUGAACGCGCUAAUCUCCGGAACUAUUGGUAAGAGUUGAAAAAUUCUUUCAGUGUUAGAUAGCCCAUUUAUUGAGGAACAUCACGUUAUGAUCAAUAGGAGCAGAGCAACAAUGAAAAAUGUUGCGAAAACAAGUUUUCACGUGUACGAAGUCGCGGGCACAGCUAGUGUAUCAUAAAACAGUAUAAAUUAUAUUCUGUAUAUUAUAAUGCUCAACGCAGCGGUCGGUAUAUAAAUUGUUUUUAAGUGCCAUAUAAUACGGACUUGUUAUAUAGGUUUAGAAAUAAAUUGUGUUACUAAA
Messenger RNA from Ostrinia nubilalis (European corn borer), 5630 nucleotides. RefSeq names its product glycogen [starch] synthase (gene GlyS). Bases 230 to 2302 code for a protein of 690 amino acids. The record is from RefSeq and is a predicted model, not a curated record. Gene Ontology annotation, biological process: glycogen biosynthetic process. The transcript has 18 exons. Gene Ontology annotation, cellular component: cytoplasm. Gene Ontology annotation, molecular function: alpha-1,4-glucan glucosyltransferase (UDP-glucose donor) activity. Lineage: Eukaryota; Metazoa; Arthropoda; Insecta; Lepidoptera; Crambidae.